Rhinolophus ferrumequinum (greater horseshoe bat) is the source of this 2035-nucleotide messenger RNA. It is a transcript of the gene TINAGL1, whose product is annotated as tubulointerstitial nephritis antigen like 1. Gene Ontology annotation, biological process: proteolysis. The record is from RefSeq and is a predicted model, not a curated record. The transcript has 12 exons. Lineage: Eukaryota; Metazoa; Chordata; Mammalia; Chiroptera; Rhinolophidae. Gene Ontology annotation, molecular function: cysteine-type peptidase activity. Gene Ontology annotation, cellular component: lysosome. Bases 282 to 1673 code for a protein of 463 amino acids.
CUAAGGGAAGGGCUUCCACCGGAGAUCAAGGGAGCACAAUCACAUGCUCGCCGUGCCCCUCACAAGCCCCAGCUCCGGAGUUACCGGGGCUACCCUAGGUGCGCGUGAGCGGGCCCCUCCCUCUCGCGGCCGAGCCCAGGCGGCGUGGCGGGCGGGGCGGUACAAAAAGCGAUCCCGCCCCGCGCUCCUCACUUGACUUUGAGUGUCCAGCGGUCGCAGGAGUCCGGAGGCGGCUCGUGGGGCAGCCUGGGGUCAGCCCACACCCCUCAUCAGGAAGCACCAUGUGGCGAUGUCCACUGGGGCUGCUGUUGUUGCUGCUGCUGCCUGGUGAGUCGGCCCUGGGUGCCCGGCGGGGUCGCUGGCGCCGGGAGCUAGCACCGGCUCUGCACCUGCGGGGCAUCCGGGAUGCAGGCGGCCGGUACUGCCAGGAGCAGGAUCUGUGCUGCCGUGGCCGCGCCGACGAAUGUGCCCUGCCCUACCUGGGUGCUACCUGUUACUGUGAUCUCUUCUGCAACCGCACCGUCUCCGACUGCUGCCCUGACUUCUGGGACUUCUGCCUCGGCGUACCACCCCCUUUUCCCCCUAUCCAAGGAUGUAUGCAUGGGGGUCGCAUCUAUCCAGUCUGGGGAACCUACUGGGACAACUGUAACCGUUGCACCUGCCAGGAGAAAGGGCAGUGGGAGUGUGAUCAGGAACCAUGCCUGGUGGACCAAGACAUGAUCAACGCCAUCAACCAGGGCAACUACGGGUGGCGGGCUGGGAACCAUAGUGCCUUCUGGGGCAUGACCCUGGAUGAGGGCAUUCGCUAUCGCCUGGGCACCAACCGCCCACCUUCCUCUGUCAUCAACAUGAAUGAGAUUCACACAGUGCUGCUCCCAGGGGAGGUGCUGCCCACAGCCUUUGAGGCCUCUGAGAAGUGGCCCAACCUAAUCCACGAGCCUCUCGACCAGGGCAACUGUGCAGGCUCCUGGGCCUUCUCCACAGCAGCUGUGGCAUCCGAUCGUGUCUCAAUCCAUUCUCUGGGGCACAUGACACCUGUCCUGUCACCCCAGAACCUGCUGUCUUGUGACAAGCACAACCAACAUGGCUGCCGCGGUGGGCGACUCGAUGGUGCCUGGUGGUUCCUGCGACGUCGAGGGGUUGUGUCUGACCACUGCUACCCAUUCUCGGGCCGGGAGCGGGACGAGGCCGGCUGCAUGAUGCACAGCCGGGCCAUGGGUCGAGGCAAGCGCCAGGCCACUGCCCGUUGCCCCAAUCACCUUGUCCAUGCGAAUGACAUCUACCAGGUCACUCCUGCCUACCGCCUCGGCUCCAGUGAGAAGGAAAUCAUGAAGGAGCUGAUGGAGAAUGGCCCUGUCCAAGCCCUCAUGGAGGUGCACGAGGACUUCUUUCUGUACCAGGGCGGCAUCUACAGCCACACACCAGUGAGCCUCAGGAGGCCAGAGCGAUACCGUCGGCAUGGGACCCAUUCUGUCAAGAUCACAGGGUGGGGAGAGGAGACUCUGCCUGAUGGAAGGACGCUCAAAUACUGGACGGCUGCCAACUCAUGGGGCCCAGCCUGGGGCGAGAGGGGCCACUUCCGCAUCAUGCGUGGUGCCAAUGAAUGUGACAUCGAGAGCUUCGUGCUGGGAGUCUGGGGUCGCGUGGGCAUGGAGGACAUGAAUCACCACUGAGGCUGCAGACCACACCAGACCAGCCAGCAAAAGAGCCCCUUGUGGGGUAGCAUCCCCCUGCUCUGCCUGCCCGCCUACCAGAUGGUGCUAUGGGUGCAGGCGGGUGCCAGGGUCCUAAUCCCCAUGGGUUCCGCUGACACAGCGCCCAGCCUGGGAGCCGCGGGCAGGCGAGGCUGGUGGAGCCCCAGACCUCCCAGCUGGGAUGGGCAGAGCCUGGCCUGGGAGGAGCCAGGCUGCAGAUCCCAGGCCCACGGCACCCCCACGCAAGACCACCAAAACCAGGACACCCCCAAGUCUCCAGCCCCACUACCCCACCCCACUCCUGUACUCUUAUUCUCCAAAGAUAUUUAUUUUUCUUUUCA